Messenger RNA from Thlaspi arvense, 2130 nucleotides. NCBI's taxonomy places the organism in Eukaryota, Viridiplantae, Streptophyta, Magnoliopsida, Brassicales, Brassicaceae. The record is from the annotation of a GenBank genome assembly.
AUGCCGCGUGUUUCCGCGGAAUCCCAACAAAUAUCUCUCGACGGCGGCAACGGGUCACCGACACUCGGCGAACUGCUGACAAGUUUCGAAGACAGUGGCCGGAGGAAAGAGUCCGGCGAAGAUCACAUCUUGGAUCUCGCUCCCCCUCAUACGUCAUCUGUGCCGUUUCUCUUGGCCUUCAACAACCUCAGAUACAAUGUCGAAAUUCGCCGGCGGUUCGAAUUCUCGUCGCUGCUCUCUCCGAAAAAGCCAGCUUCGGUGAGAACUCUGCUCGACGAUGUUUCCGGCGAGGCUUGCGACGGCGAUAUCCUCGCCGUUCUCGGAGCAAGCGGAGCCGGAAAAUCCACCUUGAUCGACGCGUUGGCGGGACGAGUGAGCAGCCUGAGAGGCUUCGUUACUCUAAACGGAGAGAAGAUUCUGCAGUCUCGGAUGCUAAAGGUGAUAUCGGCGUACGUGAUGCAAGACGAUCUCCUCUUCCCGAUGCUCACCGUCAAAGAAACCCUAAUGUUCGCUGCCGAGUUUCGUCUCCCGAGAAGCUUACCCAAAUCGAAGAAGAUGGAGCGUGUUCAAGCCCUAAUCGACCAACUCGGGCUCAGAAAUGCGGCGGACACUGUAAUCGGAGACGAAGGACACCGUGGAGUAUCCGGCGGAGAGAGGCGACGCGUUUCUAUCGGAAUCGAGAUCAUCCACGACCCUAUCGUCUUGUUCCUCGACGAGCCUACGUCGGGGCUAGAUUCCACCAACGCGUUUAUGGUGGUGCAGGUUCUUAAACGAAUCGCUCGGAGUGGCAGCAUCGUGAUGAUGUCGAUCCAUCAGCCUAGUUCUCGAAUCGUUGAUCUGCUUGAUCGCCUUAUCAUCUUAUCUCGCGGCAAGAACGUUUUCAAUGGAUCUCCGGCUAGUCUUCCUUCUUUCUUCUCCGUUUUUGGUCGUCCCAUACCGGAGAAGGAGAACACUAUAGAGUUCGCACUCGACCUAAUCCGAGAACUCGAAGGAUCCUCUGAAGGAACCAGAGAGUUAGUAGAGUUCAACGCGAAGUGGCAACACAACCAGUCCGCUCGAGCCACGCCACAGACCACACCAUACCAAGCUUUAUCUCUAAAAGAAUCCAUCAAUGCAAGUGUUUCGAGAGGCAAACUCGUCUCUGGCUCAGCCGAGUCCAGUCACGUCCCCAUGGAGUCGGUCUCUUCAUACGCAAACCCUCCGUUGAUCGAGAUCUUCAUCUUAGCCAAACGUUACAUGAAAAACUGGAUCAGGACGCCUGAGCUAAUCGGAACGCGAGUCGCCACGGUCAUGGUGACUGGUCUUCUCUUAGCUACUAUCUACUGGAGGCUUGACAACACUCCAAGAGGUGCGCAGGAGAGAAUGGCUUUCUUUGCGUUCGGCAUGUCCACGAUGUUCUACGUCUGUGCCGACAACAUCCCUGUCUUCAUCCAAGAACGGUACAUUUUCUUGAGAGAGACAACACGCAACGCGUAUAGAACAUCCUCGUACGUCGUGUCUCACUCCCUCGUGACCCUGCCUCAGCUACUCGCUCUUUCCGUUGCGUUUGCUGCAACCACGUUCUGGACCGUUGGUUUGAGCGGCGGGCUAGACGGCUUCUUCUACUACUGCCUCAUCAUCUACGCAGCCUUUUGGUCCGGAUCCUCUGUUGUUACUUUCUUAUCGGGUCUUAUCCCGAAUGUCAUGAUAAGUUACAUGGUCACUAUAGCCUAUCUUUCCUACUGUCUGCUGCUCGGUGGGUUCUACAUCAACCGGGAUCGGAUACCGGUCUACUGGAUAUGGUUUCAUUACAUUUCGGUGUUGAAGUAUCCCUACGAGGCUGUCUUAAUCAACGAAUUUGAUGACCCGUCUCGCUGUUUUGUCAAGGGAGUCCAGGUGUUUGAUGGUACGCUUUUGGGAGAAGUGCCCGAUGUGAUGAAGGUGAAGCUCCUCGAUACACUGAGCAGCUCUUUAGGAACGAGUAUAACAGAGUCCACAUGCUUGAGAACAGGGGCUGACAUACUUAAGCAGCAAGGUAUUACUCAGUUGAGCAAGUGGGAUUGCUUGUGGAUCACGCUUGCUUUUGGUCUCUUCUUCAGGAUCUUGUUUUACUUCUCCUUGGUGCUAGGGAGCAAGAAUAAGAGGACGUGA